UCAGUUUUCUUCUGUUUAAUGAUCUUUCAUGUGGGGUUGGCGUUUCUCCUAGAUGAUAAUUGUGCCUCCCCUCCACAAUUCGAAGAUAGAAUAAUCAAUGGCAACGUUGCAAAACCGAACACGACGCCAUGGAUGGCAGCCUUACAUGAUUAUACUGGAUUUGUUUGUGGUGGAACACUUAUUACCGAACGAAAUGUCUUGACCGCCAAGCACUGUAUCGAAAAAAGAAACAUAACGACCGUGUUAUUAGGUGUCUACGACAGAUGGUGCCCUUUUUGGAUUUUCUCAGGAGUGGAACUAUAUAGACCGUUCAAAUUUGUUCCUUUUUCUGGCGACAUUGCACUUAUUAAACUGGACAGAAAAGUGGUCUACAAUGCACAAAUCCGCCCAAUAUGCAUUAUUAUCGAACAGGAGCCAAUAACGUGGUUGCCUACCCAGAGAUUCGAGGCCUAUGGAUGGGGGAGAACAGAGACUGGACUUACCAGCCAAGUUCUGAAGACCGUCAGUCUUAACCGUGUUCAGUGUCCUGCUGGACAGGACCCCAAUGGAUUGAUCUGUGCUUGGUCCUGGAACGGGGACACCUGUAAUGGUGACUCAGGCGGACCGCUGGCCGCCAAGAUCAUUUACAAAGGAAAAAGUAUAUAUGCACAGUUUGGGAUCGUCAGUUCAGGCUCCCCUAAUUGCGAUAAUAUUGGCAUCUACACGGAUAUUAUGAGCUACAACUCCUUAUUGUUUAUACAUCAUGCCCUUGAUAUAAUUUUACUUCAUGAAAAAUAA
Molecule: messenger RNA, 777 nt
Organism: Drosophila rhopaloa
Lineage: Eukaryota; Metazoa; Arthropoda; Insecta; Diptera; Drosophilidae
Product: serine protease grass-like
Exons: 4
Coding region: 19-777 (252 amino acids)
Biological process (GO): proteolysis
Molecular function (GO): serine-type endopeptidase activity
Source: RefSeq, a predicted model, not a curated record